Messenger RNA from Hibiscus syriacus, 962 nucleotides. RefSeq names its product 50S ribosomal protein L21, chloroplastic-like. Lineage: Eukaryota; Viridiplantae; Streptophyta; Magnoliopsida; Malvales; Malvaceae. The coding region runs from base 46 to 768 and encodes 240 amino acids. Gene Ontology annotation, biological process: translation. The record is from RefSeq and is a predicted model, not a curated record. The transcript is spliced from 6 exons. Gene Ontology annotation, molecular function: RNA binding; structural constituent of ribosome. Gene Ontology annotation, cellular component: ribosome.
UGAAGGAUCACUUCUUGCUUUGGCAGUGGGCGGUGCACCGAAGCAAUGGCCUCCUCCGCAACCUUUACAACGUUGGUUCUCUCUUCUUCUUUCGCCACUCAGUGCAACAUCUCAAAUCAUCACCACCAAAAUUCUUCUCUUUUUACUCCUCCAAAAUCUCCCCUUUUCUCUCUCUCUAAACCCCUUUCUUUGAAGCUCACUUCCCCUUUUCUCUUCCCCAAAACACCCACAUUUUCUACCAUCCCCAAUUCUUCUGAAUCCGACGCUGCCGUUGUCGAUGUUGAACCCGAUAACGUGGAGCCCGAUCCCGAACCUGAAUCAGAACUCGAAGCAGUGGUAGAGUCAGAACCAGAACCAGAACCAGAACCAGAAUCAGCUCAAGUUGUUGAGGCUUCCGAGGAAAAGCCUAAAAGGGAAGAGAUUUUCGCUGUUGUUAUGAUUGGAGGUCGGCAAUACAUUGUUUUCCCUGGAAGAUAUCUCUACACACAGAGGCUGAAAGGUGCAAAUGUUAACGAUAAGAUUGUUCUAAACAAGGUAUUGCUUGUGGGAACAAAAACAACUACAUAUAUUGGAAAACCUGUAGUAACUAAUGCAGCUGUACAUGCUGUUGUUGAGGAACAGGGACUAAACCCAAAAGUUGUUGUCUAUAAGUACAAGAAGAAGAAAAAUUAUAGGAGAAAUAUUGGACAUCGACAGCCAAAUACUCGGAUAAGGAUAACAGGCAUCACAGGCUACCAAGACUCUCCUGCUGUUACACUCGACUCCUAAAAUUCCUUCCUGGGGGAUCGGGUUCUACCGGGUGUUAACUUUUGAUUGUGCUAUGGAGUUCCCUUUCCUCUUCUUGAUCAUUGUGUACGUAUUUCAAGUUGGUUUGUAGCUUGAUAUAAGUAUUAAGAAAUCAACAUUAAUUGUCAAAAUGAUGUUUUUUUUUAACAAAUUUUGUAUUUAACUCUGUUUAUCUU